AUGAACUCCCUCCUUUCCAUGUACUCGAAGCACUCUAUGAUUGACUCCGCACGCCUACUGUUUGAUACAGCGCCGCUGAGAGACACCAUCACUUGGAACUCGAUGAUAAACUGCUAUAUCAGAAAUGGGUAUACCUUUGAAUCCAUGGAAAAGGUCCGGGAGAUGCACUCGUUGGGAUGCACGCUAAAGCCCGAGCUGCUUGCUGCCGUCCUUUCAGUUUGCGGUCACGUACAGAAUUUGAGCCUUGGAAGCGCCAUUCAUGCUCAUGCAAUUCAGAAUGGAGCAUCUGAGGCAUGUGUUCUCUUGCCUACCGCCUUGGUUGACAUGUACUCGAGAUGCCAAGAUUUGGAUGCAGCUCUAAAGGUGUUUAGUCUGAUGCCCGAGAGAAAUGUUAUUUCUUGGACAGCAUUGAUCACAGGCUGCAUAACAAAUGGAGUACAUGAUUUGUCACUUGAGAUGUUUCGAGAGAUGGGAGUGGAAGGAAUUAAACCAAACAGGGCAACACUAGUUACCGUUUUGCCGGCUUGCGGUGCAUUGGGUGCUUUGAAGCAUGGGAAAGAGAUCCAUGGCUAUGUUUUCCGACAUGUGUUCGAGUUGGAACCUCGAAUAGUUGGAGCUCUGAUAGACAUGUAUGGUAGAUGCAAGGGAGCAUUUAAUCUGGCUUCCCUUGUUUUUGAGAGAGCUGAGGAAAGAGAUGUUGUCAUAUGGAGCUCGAUGUUGGCAAACUCCUCUAGGAAAAGCGACUAUGUUGGAACAAUGAGACUUCUGCAUCAGAUGAAGAAAGAUGGGAUCAAACCAAACUCAGUCACAAUGCUGGCAGUGAUUGCUGCCUGCAUUGGCCUCGCAUUCAUUGGUUAUGGGCAAGGAGUACAUGGCUGCAUUCUAAAAUCUGGCCUUAUUUCAGAUGCUAUUGUUAGAAAUUCUCUCAUAGAUAUGUAUGCUAAAAUUGGAUGUCUAGAUUCUUCCAUCCGAAUCUUUUCUGAGAUGCCUAUAAGGGAUUCAAUCUCAUAUGGUAGUAUGAUUGCGGGCUAUGGUCUGCAUGGUCAUGGAUAUGAUGCCUUGAGGCUUUUUAAUGAGAUGUUAGAGAUGGGAGUCAAACCUGAUGGCAUCACAAUUCUUGCAGUUUUGUCAGCAUGUAACCACUCGGGUCUUGUUGAUGAGGCAAGGAAGCUAUUUGAUAACUUGGGCAGAAGUUGUGACAUUCUUUUGAGUCAAGAGCAUUAUGCUUGCUAUAUUGAUCUUCUGGGGAAAUCUGGAAAGCUUGAAGAUGCCUGCGAUGUCAUAAGAAACAUGGAUAUGAAACCAAGCCCCAAAAUUUUGAGUUCAUUGGUAUCAGCUUGCAGGACCCAUGGCAGAUUUGAGGCGGCAGAGCAGUUGGCCUUGUGGCUGAUCAAUUCUGAACCAGAGAAUGCAGCAAAUUUUACAUUAUUGUCACUGAUGUAUGCUGAGGUCGGUAAUUGGUCUAUGGCAGAGGAGAUUAGGAGGGCAAUGAGGGAAAGAGGAUUGAAGAAGAGCUCUGGGAGCAGUCAAAUCCAAAUGGGAGCACUGUGA
This is a messenger RNA of Elaeis guineensis (African oil palm), 1551 nucleotides long. Its product is annotated as pentatricopeptide repeat-containing protein At4g31070, mitochondrial. NCBI's taxonomy places the organism in Eukaryota, Viridiplantae, Streptophyta, Magnoliopsida, Arecales, Arecaceae. Gene Ontology annotation, biological process: RNA modification. The record is from RefSeq and is a predicted model, not a curated record. Gene Ontology annotation, molecular function: protein binding; RNA binding.